This is a messenger RNA of Suillus plorans, 984 nucleotides long. RefSeq lists its product as uncharacterized. The transcript has a single exon. NCBI's taxonomy places the organism in Eukaryota, Fungi, Basidiomycota, Agaricomycetes, Boletales, Suillaceae. The record is from RefSeq and is a predicted model, not a curated record. The coding region runs from base 1 to 984 and encodes 327 amino acids.
AUGUUAAAAAGUCACGUUGUCGAUCAUAUUGUUGAAACAUCACCUGAGGAUGAGGGGGAUGAGGAAGAGGGUACUGCGCAUGAUGAUGAUGAACCAACUGAUCCGCGAACUGCGCUCUUGGAGGAGCUCAAUUCCAUGCGCCUUACUACUAACUAUUUCAACAAGGCCAGGGAAAUAGCUACUGCGUCGCACCAAGCCAGCGCUUACCCGGGUCCGCCUCGGACAUUUACUGCCGGUAACAUUGCUAUCCAUCUGAACUACAAUCCCACCCGCACUGGAAUGAAACUUGAUGACAUCGCUGACACUUUCAACAUACCAGGGCUCCACCAUGCUCUUUCUGACUUCUUGCAACGUGAUGCAAGGAACCGAAACCUAAUUCAUGGAGUUGGAGUUCCAAGAAGAUCUCUUAUUGACCGUCCUCUGACUCUUCCCUUUGAUCGUGCUCAAGUAUGGCACACGGUUCGCUUACAACAGGUUUCAUAUCAUGAUUCGAGCGCUGCCUUACCAGCGCAAACCUUGCACACCUCUCCUUCAUCCCCCGAGUGGUUGAAAGGCCGACGGGAUGCUGUCCUUGUCAAUAUUGAUGGACAGUAUGAAUGGCCCCAGUCUGGAUUAAAGGGUAAGCCUCUUUCUAUUCAUCAAGUUGGCUUAUGUGUAUUGGCCCCCUCAGGACACACUGUCUGCGAAUUGCAGGUUAUCAUGCGCCCGAUGCCUCGACGAGGUUCUCGUAUUGGAUGGCGAGAUCAGUACAUAUGUUAUGUCCACAACAUGAAGAUUGGUGCGGUUGAUCCUGUUACUGAGAUGCACGUUUUGAAGUGUGCUAGGCAUGCUAAUGGUACUCCAGUGGGUGACAUAGUUCCCCUCCGGCAAGUUCGUUCGUUUAUCAAUCUCAUUCCUCAAUUUGGGGCAGUAGCGGAUGCACGGUUGACGAAAGCGACUUUAUCACAUUAUUCUUCCAUCUUUUUUUUUGAACAAGUAUUUUGA